This is a messenger RNA of Symbiodinium sp. CCMP2592, 3225 nucleotides long. Lineage: Eukaryota; Dinophyceae; Suessiales; Symbiodiniaceae. The record is from the annotation of a GenBank genome assembly.
AUGAGCGUCGCGACGCCUGAACAAUCCAGCACUGCACAGAAUGCUUCGACCGAUACACGCAGACCUGUCGUCGCGUGUCAACAGCUGACCAAGACAUUCAAGGACUUCUGGAUGCGCGAUCGCGCGCGUGCCGUGGACAAGCUGGACUUGGUUGUGCGCGAGAAGGAAAUCUUUGGACUCCUAGGUCCCAACGGCUCGGGAAAGAGCACGACCAUCAAACUGAUCCUUGGCUUGCUCAAACCAACAAGCGGGCGUGUGAUGGUGUUCGAUAAACCAACCACACAUGUCGAGACCAAAUCCAGGAUCGGAUACCUCCCAGAAGAAAGCUACCUCUACCCGUUUCUGAAUGCACGAGAGACGCUCGAUUACUACGGCAAGCUCUUCCGACUUGAUGCCAAAACACGCUCCAAUCGCAUCGACGAGCUCCUCGAGAUGGUCGGAUUGACACACGCGCAGUUCCGUCCAGUCCGCGAAUAUUCCAAAGGGAUGCAGCGGCGCAUCGGGAUCGCGCAGGCGCUCAUCAAUGAUCCAGACCUGCUGAUCCUCGACGAACCGACCACGGGUCUUGAUCCGAUCGGGACUCGGCAAGUGAAAGACCUCAUCCUCGAACUGGGACGAAGAGGCAAAUCGAUCAUCCUUUCGAGUCACCUGCUCACUGAUGUUGAAGAUGUUGUCGAUCGAAUGGUUAUCCUCUACGGCGGCAAGAUCCGUGGCGAAGGGACCUGCGAAGAACUGCUCUCGUCUAAAGAACGCACGACGAUCGAGACCGAUGAGCUCGACGAUGCGACGAUCGCGGAGAUCGACGAAGUGAUCCGCAGAAGGUCAUCAGGAGGCAAGUCCAUCCUUUCUGUCAGCUCUCCACGACAAAGACUCGAAGAACUCUUCCUCGGCAUCGUUGAGAAAGCACAAGCGGAUCGCAUGAGCACCUCUGGUGUGACCAAAGGCGGAGAGACCGCGUCGUUCCUCAAAUCCGCUGCCGCAGCGGCUCCAGUUGUUGGGGACGAACUCAUCGAAAGCCUGCUGUCCAACUCAGACGAAACGACGGAUACUCCAGAACAAGAAGCUCCACAAUCUGAGUCUGUUGGUGAACCAGCCCCAAUGGUCGAGUCCACUGAAGAAACGGAUUCCGAAUUGAUCAGUGAGCUGCUCAACGACUCGGACGAGGUUGUUGAUGAGCCUGUGACGCAUACUCCUGAAGCGAGUGCUCCGACUGAACCAGAGCACAAGUCAGCAGAGUAUGACGAGAGCGUGAUUGAUUCGUUGCUCGAUGGGAGCGACGAGGAGCCGGAGAACAAAGGUGCGAUUGAUCGGCACCAACGCGGGCGACCCUUCAAAAUCGUCGCGACUGUGGUCGUUCUGCUGGGCCUGCUGACUUACGCGGGAUUCUCGAUCGUUAGCUCGACCACCGCUGAGAAUGCUGAUUGGGUUUCGGACAUCCCAGAGAUGCUCGAGGACCAGAACGGAAAUCUCAUACCCAACCCAAUCGCGCAGCGUAAUGAGCAGCUCCGCUCGAUCCUCGAUGUCUCUCAAUCACCAAUUAACGGCGUGAUCAGUGUCUCGCUGAUUACGGCAUUCUUGAUCAUCAUCAUCUGGUUGGGGCUCGGACUGACCUAUGUCGGAACCAUCACAUUGGUCGCUUUGAUCGGCUGGCCCUUGUAUUCACUCGGCGGCCCUGGCUGGUCAGGGCUCGGAUUCGUGAUCAUCGGCGUGACGCUGCUCAUGCUGACCUUCACCGUGCUCUUGCGUGGAUUGCGUCUGGCGUUGAGCAAUGCUCACCCAAUCACGACGAUCGCACGCAAUGUCCUUGCUGAAGCGAUCCGGAUGAAAAUCUCGCUCGUGUUUAUCCUGCUGCUUGCGGUGAUGCUCUCGAUCAUGCCGAUCAUGCUCGAUGCGGAUCAGCCGUUGCGCUAUCGAGUGCAGGGUUUCUUGCAAUGGUCCACAGGGAUGUCGUUCUGGUUGAUCGCGCUCUUGGUGGUCUUCUUCAGCGCCGCAACCGUCUCAUAUGAGCAGCGCGAGAAGGUCAUCUGGCAGACCAUGACCAAACCAGUCGCGGCUUGGCAGUACAUCCUCGGUAAAUGGCUCGGCGUCACGCUUCUCUCUGGGAUGCUCCUCGCCGUUGCAGGACUCGGGACUUUCCAGUUUACUGAGUACCUGCGAUCCCAAAAAGCACUGGGUGAGGUGGCGCCGUACCAAGCGAGCGAGGGGCGCAUGAUGACCGAGGAUCGGAUGAUCCUCGAAACGCAAGUCCUCUCGGCUCGUAAGUCUGUCAAUCCUGUGCUUCCAUUCCAUCCGAUGGAUGCGGAGUUUGAUGCAGCACUCGAAGCGGAGAUCGCUCAGGAGCGGCAGCUCCAGACAGACUUCAAUCCCACUCCGGGCAUGAAAGCCGGGAUGCGGAUGAAGAUCUUCGAAGAAGCGGUCAGCGAUUACCGCUCAAUCGAUCCGCGUUAUGAGGGGUAUGCAACCUUUUCAUUUACUGGACUCGAGGAAGCGAAGCGUCUUGGUCAGCCACUCACUUUGCGAUACAAGAUCAACGCGGAGGGCAAUCGUCCAGAUAUUUUCUAUGCGGUGACCUUUGUAUUUGAAUCCGGCGCCAUCUUCCCACGCAAGCAAACCGGACUCGGAUUCUCACACACAUUUACGAUUGACUCGGCGCUCAUCAACAAUCGGGGUGAGCUGAAUAUGCAGAUCUACAACGGCGAGCUUGGUCUCGAUCGCGAUGAUUCAUUCUCGCUGCGUCCGAAUCCAGGAACGAUGACCAUCCCGCCGGACGGGUUGGAAGUCUCGUACCAAGUUGGGUCAUACGCGGGGAACUUUGUCCGCAUCAUGACCGUUCUGUGGAUCAAGCUGGCGCUGCUCGCGAUGAUCUCCGUUUGGGCCGCAUCGUUUGCGUCAUUCCCAGUCGCAUGUCUGAUGUCGAUCGCCGUGUUCCUGAUCGGUGAAUCGGCGGGAUUCGUCCAGUCCGCACUCCCGGCUUGGCAGAUGGACACCGAAUCAGUGGUGGGGGUCUUCAGGACAUUGAUCUACCACUUCGCGGACACCGUCUCGGGAUUCUUCUCGAUCUAUCACGAGCUCAAACCAACGCAGCGAAUCGCCGAAGGACGAUUGUUGGGGUGGGGACAGGUCUCUUCUGGGGUGCUCGUCCUGAGUCUCGCGACCGGCGUGUUCUACUUCUUGAGCGUAUACAUCUUCCGCAAGCGUCAGCUCGCGAUCUAUUCGGGUCAGUAG